AUGAGACCCACACAAAUCCUCGGCGUUGGUAAAUACCGCCACCUCAAGCUCACAACCAAGGAUGUUGGCCGCGGCUUCUACAAGGGAAAUCGAACUGGAGCCAUGGGUCGACACACAAAGUACGGUGGCUAUAUCAUUGAAUGGAGCAAGGUCCGCACCUAUGUCGUUCCCCAGAACCUCAGCGAGUCCAAGCUCACUCCCUUCGUGAGCCGAGAAGUGCGAUCCGAGCCCGGUGACUACAAGGGUCUGGCCAAAGGUCCUCAAGAUCCUUACUUUUACGUCGAGCAAUGGAAGCGAUACAACGGCGUCGACUAA
Molecule: messenger RNA, 315 nt
Organism: Trichoderma atroviride IMI 206040
Lineage: Eukaryota; Fungi; Ascomycota; Sordariomycetes; Hypocreales; Hypocreaceae
Product: mitochondrial 54S ribosomal protein mL41
Biological process (GO): translation
Cellular component (GO): mitochondrial large ribosomal subunit
Molecular function (GO): structural constituent of ribosome
Source: RefSeq, a predicted model, not a curated record